AUGGCGCCGACUAAGGGCUCCGGCAGUGGCAAGGCCUCGAACAAGGGCGACGCAAAGAAGAGCAAGCCUCUCUCGUCCGCAUCGAAAGUGAACAAGAAAACCGCCAAGCGCCCGCCGCCCAAGGAAGUCAAGUCGAAGGCGCGCACAGAGUCUAGCCUGCUGAAGAAGACGAAGAAGAGAGAAUAUACGGAGGAGGAACUGGGACUGCCCAAGCUGAAUGCGAUCACCCCCGUCGGUGUGGUAAAGCCCAAGGGCAAGAAGAAGGGCAAGACUUUCGUUGACGAUGCGGAGGGAAUGAUGACUAUCCUCGCUAUGGUAAAUGCGGAGAAGGAAGGACAGAUCGAAUCCAAGAUGAUGAAGGCUCGCCAGUUGGAGGAGAUCCGUGAGGCUAAGAGAAAGGAGGCAGAGGCUAGACAGGCGCAGAAGAAGUCUAAGCUGGAGGAUGCAAAGCAGUCCAUCCGCCAAAAACGCAAGCACAAGGGAGGCUCCAGCGAAACAAAGGAUGAGGCGCCAACCAAGGAGUCGUCUUCGAAGUCAAAAGGAAAGAAGAAGAGCGUUGCAUUUGCUUGA
Messenger RNA from Aspergillus welwitschiae, 570 nucleotides. The coding region runs from base 1 to 570 and encodes 189 amino acids. The record is from RefSeq and is a predicted model, not a curated record. Gene Ontology annotation, molecular function: mRNA binding. Gene Ontology annotation, biological process: intracellular mRNA localization; ribosomal large subunit biogenesis. The transcript is spliced from 3 exons. Lineage: Eukaryota; Fungi; Ascomycota; Eurotiomycetes; Eurotiales; Aspergillaceae. Gene Ontology annotation, cellular component: preribosome, large subunit precursor; nucleolus.